AUGCUAGAGACAACAAAGUCUACGGCCGAUGAUGCUUCGGUGAUACAACACACUGAAGCUGAGGCACCCGGUUCCCCUACCCCUCUAAAUUUCUCGUUGGAUGAAAGGAUGGAGGUUGAGGUUGGAAAUGUAGAGGAUAAAGGAAAUGUUGUUGAAGAAGAUGAUGAUGAGGAGGAGGAAAGUGAUCUUGAGUUGGGAGAGUUUAUUGCUGAUGAAUUCCAGCUGGAUUCCUCCAACCAGACUGAUGAAACGGAGGCAAGUGAUAUGGAGGUUAAUGAAGAGGCUGCUGCUGCUGAUGAAAAUGCAGCAGCCAUCAAUGAAAAUGUUGAAGCUGCUACUGCUGAUGACAAUGCAGCAGCUAAUCCUGAAGAAACUGAGGUGCUAACUCCUUCUGCCAAACCUGUCGAUUCUCAAAUUGCUGAUGACAGGCUGGCCAGAGUGGAACACCAAUUAAAUGAUCUCACCAAGGCUGCCACACUCGCUGUUCAACUUAAAAAUCAUGAAGAUGACAGAUUGCUGCGCACUUAUACAAAUAAUAUCAAAAAGGAUCAGCAGGCCAUUCGUGGGUUCUCACGAUCGCUAUGCAAAAUUGGAACUGCUGUAAGGUUCUCAGCAAAGAAGGCAUCCAGCAGCAGUGAAUCUACUGCUGCUGAAGUAAAAACAGUUGCUGACCUGGUUUCUCGUCUUACCACCCAGGUUGAAGACAACACCAAGGCUAUCAAUACCUUGGAAACUACAGUGGCCAGUUUUCCUCCUCCUCAACAGGCAGCUCCAACAGCAACAGUGGAGGUAGUUAUUAAUGAUACUACCUCCAAGGGGGAGAAAGUUGAUGCUGCCGUAAUGGCACUUGUCAGUGAAGCUGUUAACAAAGCUGUAAAUGAUAUAUAUGAAGCUUCAGCUGACAAGGUUGCAAGUGAAGAAAACACUGCAGCGGCCACUGAUAAACAAGAUGAACUGGCAAUAGUGGCCGUCAGUUAA
This is a messenger RNA of Erigeron canadensis, 978 nucleotides long. RefSeq lists its product as uncharacterized. Lineage: Eukaryota; Viridiplantae; Streptophyta; Magnoliopsida; Asterales; Asteraceae. The coding region runs from base 1 to 978 and encodes 325 amino acids. The transcript has 3 exons. The record is from RefSeq and is a predicted model, not a curated record.